AUGACUUUAGCUAUUGAGGAUCCUUUCACCAAAGAUUACAGUGAAGCAGUAAGGGAAUACUUGAAUCAGAAACCCGAUGAGUUGAAUGUAGUGAUAACUAAGUCAAUUGAAUCGGCGGAUUCUCUCAAUUUGAUUUUGAAUAAAUUAUACGAUGAUUAUAGGAAAGAAUGUGACAAGAUGAAUUUAGGUCCAAUGUAUAACAUAAAUAUAAUAUUCAAUGAGUUAUCUUUGUUACAAGGGUCAAAUGUAUUUCAUGUCAAUGGAGAAGAAUCAUAUGGAGAAGAAAUCAAAGCAAAUAUCAAUUCUAUCAAACUUGAAAAUAUAGCUAACAAUGAUCGAUAUAAAGUUGUGGCUGUAGGAGGAACAUUUGAUCAUUUGCAUGACGGACAUAAGAUUCUUUUGUCUGUUGCUACGUAUUUAAGUACACAAAAGUUAAUUGUGGGAGUUACAGAUGCCGAAUUGUUGAAGAAUAAGAAAUACAAAGAACAAUUAGAUUCGUUUGAAAAAAGGAUUCAAUCUACUUUGAAAUUCCUUAAAUUAUUGGAUUUGAAAUCUGUUGAAAUUUAUAAGAUAGUUGAUGUUUGUGGACCAACAGGGUAUGUGGAGAAUAUUGACUGUUUAGUAUUAAGUCAAGAAUCAAGUGGAGGAGGUGAAUUUGUAAAUAAUUUCAGAAAAUCAAUUGGGUUCAAACAACUUGAAGUGUUCACUAUCGAUUUAAUAGGUGGGGAAAAUAAACUUAGUUCAACAGAUUUAAGGAAAGCCGACGCAUGA
This is a messenger RNA of Yamadazyma jaroonii, 771 nucleotides long. The record is from the annotation of a GenBank genome assembly. Lineage: Eukaryota; Fungi; Ascomycota; Pichiomycetes; Serinales; Debaryomycetaceae.